Molecule: messenger RNA, 3602 nt
Organism: Linum trigynum
Lineage: Eukaryota; Viridiplantae; Streptophyta; Magnoliopsida; Malpighiales; Linaceae
Source: the annotation of a GenBank genome assembly
UAGGCUAAAAAAGUACAUAUGUCAUGUCUCAUGCUACUACAGAUGGCGGCAAUAACUAACUCAACGUGUUGGACAGGUCAAGUCGCACGAGUUAGGUCGAAAACCAUCAUCACUAAAUGUUAAAAUAAUCCAAUCCUAUUGUUUUAUGAAUUGUAAAUUAGGUGCAACACCGCCUAUUCUUCAUUUCUCUUCUUUGAUAUGAUCCAAAUUGGCCACUUCUACGUGUCACAAUUACUUGCCAAAGAAGCUAUCAAGGUUGGAAAGAAGAAUGGCAGAAUUUGGCUAAGUCAAAAUCCGUGUUCAGGGUACAUACUUUGGAGGCAUGGUUCUCUCAAUUGGCUUGGUGGAAAUUCCAUUUUAAGAGUUUGUUUUGCAGAUAAAGUUGCCACCUUUCCAAUGGUAUGCUUUGUGAAUCCAGAUGAUGUCAUUAAGGUUGUUUUUCAAGGCCUCAAAGUUGCUACCUCAAAACUGGAAAACUGCCAGAAAAUGGUUGUCUGGAAACUGUUUUGUGAAGCCUACUUUGGAGCUUAAUUCGAGGAGUAUGGAUCUUAUUCAAGUCCAAAGGCUUCCACAACGUGAAACUAGGUAUGUUUGUGAACAGAGGGAAGGAAUUGGUUGAAGAAUUGGAGUUCGGGAAGGCCUCGAAAGAAAGGCGCGAAGUUAGUACGAAAGCUGCUUUUGGACUGUUGUUGGCAGCUUACUUGCGCUUGAAGAAAGGGAGUUUAAACCCGAAUUUUGUGUCCUUUUUAGUGUAGAAUUUUACCUUAAUUGUUUCCUAGUUAUACUAUGAUUGUAUUUGGUUUUAUUUUCCUUUAAAUACCGUUCUAUUUGGUUGUAAAAUUAAGACUUUGAUUAAUCGGAAAAAACAAACCUUUGGUUUUGUGCAAGUUGCGACUUGUGUUGAGUUUGGUGGAUUCCAAACUCGUGAGCUCUUGUAUCGAUUGAAUAGUCACUUCAAUCGUGGUCGGGCAUCUACCAUUUAUACCAAUCGAGUGUUCCCCAGGUGUGGAAUCGUCCUUUUGGUUCCAUUUUAUCCAAGAUCGUAUUAAGAACGAUUUGUUCUUGAUUCGAGCUCAAUCGAUUCUUCGAUUGAGUCGUUAGCUGCGUUACUUUGAUAACAUACACCCUCCAGGGGCGUAUCAAGUGGUAUCAAAGCCCCGUUCAAAUCAGUGGCGGUUUGUUCUUGACGACUCUGUUUUCUGCGCGUCAAACAAGAUGGAAAUUUCGGCAAAAGAGUUAGCAGAAUCGAUGGUCUUCACACGCGGAUUAAUCGAUGAUCAAUUGGGUUUGGUGCUCAUUGAUGGAGGCAGGGAUAAGAACUUAAUUGCCUGCAGGGUCGUGAGCAAGCUGGGAUUACAAUCACAGCCUCAUCCAGCUCCCUACAUCUUCCAAUCACCGUACGAAACCAAAUCCAGCACCGUAGUGUCUCAGGUGGUCGUGGAAUUUUCGAUUGGCCAGUACAAGGAUCAAAUCAUGUGCGACGUGGUUUACAAUCUUCCCAGCAGCAUAGUUCUUGGACAACCAUGGUUUAGAGCUCGUCAAGUUUGUUUUGCAAGUCGGCGGAGCAAGAAGUUUCGAAUUCGGAGUCGAAACAAGGUGUUCGUCGUGAACCCUUUGACUCCGGAAGCAGCAGCCGACGAUUUGAGCGAGCUUAACCGUAUCCAGAAGGAGUAUCAGCAGGCUCUGUUGAAGAAAACGUCGACGUGGAGAAGCAAUCCAGCCAAAACGCAGGUAGGAGCUGGUCGUCUCUGCUCUUCGCCGGUAAAACAGAGUCCGCAUUCUGUAUACAAAUCCGACGAGGUACGGGCAAAUUUGAUCAAGGAGGCGAUGGCAGACGUCUUCCUCGAUGGUAAAGGAAGGACGAAUGAUGAAUCAGAAGUGUCAGAGAUCCCUGAAGAUGCUCGAAUCGAGCCAUUGACGAGGACUGCACAAGCUUGUUCAGCCUUCACAGAACAGAGUACGAACAGAGCUCUCGUUGGUAGAGCCACCAGACAUGAUUCGAACUUACCCACCGCCGUCGAGACCUUCAAAACGAACCGAGGAAUCUUACCCAUAUUCUGGAUCGACUCGAAUACGACGAACGUGAAAGAUCAACAUCUAGCUCGAUUUCCCUGUUUCGUACCCAGGAAACAGAACGAAGACAGCGCUCUCGUGGGCAGGCCAACUGGGGACGAGUCGAAUUAUGGCCAUGAUUCAGAAUCAUUCUUUCAGACCCCAGAAUCGUCAAAAGUGAACCAAUUGGAAUUGAUCAUACCUGGAAUUGAAGAUCUGAUUCGCGCAAAGCCACCUCUGUUCGUGAAGAACACAGCCGACAAGGCCCCUCUAUUGGGUAGAGCAAACCAGCUCGAUUGGAGAAAAUUUAACCCGUCAAACCCAUUCAUGGAGGUCCAAGGAACGUGUAGCAUCCAUCAAUUCGACGCGAAGAGGAUCGAACAACAAACGCCCAAUUUUCAAUUGAAAAUUUUGGGUUUCCAGAAUUUGAAAACGGCCAACGGCGGGAAAGGCAAAUUUGACGAUUCGUCGACAAUGGUGAUGAAUCGAGACUGGGGAAUGGUUCAAAGCUUCAAUUGGAAGCCUGGCGAAGAGCGUGGAGUGGUUCAAUUGGACUGGAAAUCGUCGAAACGAAAACCCCCAAUUCAUUCGAGCAAGAACAGGUACGCAGAAGAAGUCCGACAACCUGGAAAAUUUUUCGAUCGCGUUCAGGUGAAAUUAAUCGUCGAGGAAGGUUCUGUUAGAGUCCAGGAAGAUUUACCAACAACACUGCAAGCUUCAAAGUCCAUAAAACAGAUCGUAGUUGAAGUUGAAGUUGUUGAAAUUCUGCAGAAAAGGAUGUUUGAGCAGCCAUCUUUCGAUCCAAUUUGGGAUCGAUUCUGUGAUUUCUUUGACAAAGGGAAAGGUCAAGCUUUGAGGGCAAAGCUUUUUGAAGAGGGGUAGCCUGAUAUGAUCCAAAUUGGCCACUUCUACGUGUCACAAUUACUUGCCAAAGAAGCUAUCAAGGUUGGAAAGAAGAAUGGCAGAAUUUGGCUAAGUCAAAAUCCGUGUUCAGGGUACAUACUUUGGAGGCAUGGUUCUCUCAAUUGACUUGGUGGAAAUUCCAUUUUAAGAGUUUGUUUUUCAGAUAAAGUUGCCACCUUUCCAAUGGUAUGCUUUGUGAAUCCAGAUGAUGUCAUUAAGGUUGUUUUUCAAGGCCUCAAAGUUGCUACCUCAAAACUGGAAAACUGCCAGAAAAUGGUUAAGUCUGGAAACUGUUUUGUGAAGCCUACUUUGGAGCUUAAUUCGAGGAGUAUGGAUCUUAUUCAAGUCCAAAGGCUUCUACAACGUGAAACUAGGUAUGUUUGUGAACAGAGGGAAGGAAUUGGUUGAAGAAUUGGAGUUCGGGAAGGCCUCGAACGAAAGGCGCGAAGUUAGUACGAAAGCUGCUUUUGGACUGUUGCUGGCAGCUUACUUGCGCUUGAAGAAAGGGAGUUUAAACCCGAAUUUUGUGUCCUUUAUAGUGUAGAAUUUUACCUUAAUUGUUUCCUAGUUAUACUAUGAUUGUAUUUGGUUUUAUUUUCCUUUAAAUACCGUUCUAUUUGGUUGUAAAAUUAAGACUUUGAUUAAUC